Molecule: messenger RNA, 652 nt
Organism: Aplysia californica (California sea hare)
Lineage: Eukaryota; Metazoa; Mollusca; Gastropoda; Aplysiida; Aplysiidae
Source: RefSeq, a predicted model, not a curated record
AGAGAUCAACAUCGCUAUGACCCGGCCUUUGACGCCCCUGACCCCAGCUAUGACCCUUGUAGUGACCUUUGCCUUGCUCGUGGCCUUGACCUCACAAGUUGAGGCCAAGUGUGACUUUCCGGAUUUUCUUCAGAUAAAGGAUCCCUGGGCGGGAGACUACCGGAAUGGGCUCCUGGUGGCUUAUGUCAAACAAAGCUACAUCCUGCUCCGGGAGACUGUAGAGGGAGGCAACUUCAUCUCGUUCCGGCGCGAAUGUCGUCAGAAGGUACCAGACAACAAGUACCUCCUCAUGCACAAGGAGAAGGAUCAGAAAAAAGAGUGUGUGCCCAAAGGCUUACCGGAGCAGGCGGAGCACAGAGCACACUGUGUAACACACUGGACACAGGGGCCCUACACAUUCGUCGUGCUCCGACACGCGGAGGAGAGUGACAAGUGGUUCUGCCUGAGAACUUCUGAUCCUUUGAGCAACAUCCAGGAUGCCUACCUGUGGAUGGAGGUGGUCAUUGAUACGUCCGAAGAGCCGGACAUCAAGACGUCACGGAACUAUCUGAAACUGCAACUGACCAACAGGAUCUUCUCCAGCACCUGCGCUGACGAGAUAGAGAUCUGUGCGGAGACUACUCACUAUUGUAACAUGGGGUUGAGUCGGUGA